Aspergillus niger is the source of this 1590-nucleotide messenger RNA. RefSeq lists its product as uncharacterized. The coding region runs from base 1 to 1590 and encodes 529 amino acids. NCBI's taxonomy places the organism in Eukaryota, Fungi, Ascomycota, Eurotiomycetes, Eurotiales, Aspergillaceae. The transcript is spliced from 3 exons. Gene Ontology annotation, molecular function: UDP-glycosyltransferase activity. The record is from RefSeq and is a predicted model, not a curated record.
AUGUCCAAACAACCCACCAAAGUCCUCUUCCUGGCCAACAGUGAACAUGGUCAAACGAACAUCAUCCUGGCAAUCACGCACGAGCUCCUCGUCCAAGGAGACGUUGAGGUCCAUAUUGGCUCAUUCCCGGUCCUUGAGCGCCGGGUGGAGAAACUUCUGGCAGACAACGCACCUGCUUAUGACGAGUCCUUCCGGUCGCGUAUUCACUUCCACCCUGUAAGGGGUCCCUCCAACACCGAUGUCUUCAUCCGCACGGGCAAGCGUGGUGCCUUUCAUCCCCCGGGAUAUCAUGGUGCCGUGCUGGGCUUCCAGUCUCUGUGUGAAGACAUCUGGGGCUGGACAGAGGAGGAGUAUGUCGACAUCUACGAGAGCUGUGUCGAGAUAAUCCAGGAUGUCAAGCCAUCGACAAUUGCAAUUGACUUCUUCUUCCUCCAAGGCAGAGAUGCUGCUUACAACACAGGCCAUACGGCCAUUCUGAUCAAUACAACCUCCCUGAGUCACAUCGUACUCGGGAUGCAACCCAACUCAGCUGCUCUAUGGAAAUACCCCCUACCUGGAACUGGCUUCCCCUACCCCAUUCCCUGGCAUCUCAUCCCCCUCAACAUCAUGGCUGUCCUCAAGACGGCCAAGAUGUACCACGGCAGUGGACGACGUCGGGAGAUCCGUGAAUGGCGCAUCAAGCACAAGAUCCACGGCCGCUUUCCGUUUGCCGAUGCUUGGCGUCCGGAUAGAUACCAUAUCUCUCCAGGAUUGAAGGAGCUGGACUGGCCAUUCAGCAAGAUGCCAGAAAACAUCCUCCCUGCCGGUCCGAUCCUGCUCCCCACCGCUUCCGUCGAGAAGCAGGACCCUCAAAUGCACAAGUGGCUGAAGCAGGCCCCAACUAUUCUCGUUAAUCUCGGAACCUUGUAUGCACCUGAUCCCAAGGUCGCUGAGGAGAUUGCAACUGGCCUGAAGGGGUUCCUCAAUGCCUGGAAAGGCGAGAAGGUGCAGAUCCUAUGGAAGCUGCCCAAACACCCACACGACGAAGACGAUAUCUACAGCCGUUCUAUCGAGCCGCUCAAGAAAGAGACUGAUGAGGGAAGCGUGCUAAUCCGCCCAUGGUUCGAGGUUGAGCCCAUGGCCAUGUUGCAGACGGGCCAGAUUGUCUGUUCUGUCCACCACGGCGGUGCCAACUCGUGGUACGAAGCUAUUCAAAAUGGUGUCCCCCACAUCGUCCUUCCAGCUUGGCAAGACUGCUACGAGAACGCUGCUCGAGCCGAAUGGCUAGGCAUUGGAGUGUAUGGCAACAAGAGCCGGGCUCCCAACAUCAGUGCCAAAGAGCUGAGCAAGGCUCUGCUGAAGGUGAUGAGCAACCGCUCCUACAAGGAAAAGGCAACAGAAAUUGCCAAACUCUGCAAGAAAGAGGGUCGCGUUGCCGCAGCAGAAAAGAUUGCAGAGUUAGCACGUAACCCGGAGAAGGCGACAGCGAUCCACAUCCCCGAAGCCGACCCAGAAAACCAGCCACCACUGUACGAGAUCAAGAAUCGUGCAGGCAUGACACUCCAAACUGCGCAGAUGCCCAAAACCGAAGGCAAAGGCGCAUCGAAGUAA